Cladophialophora psammophila CBS 110553 is the source of this 1497-nucleotide messenger RNA. RefSeq lists its product as uncharacterized. The coding region runs from base 1 to 1497 and encodes 498 amino acids. NCBI's taxonomy places the organism in Eukaryota, Fungi, Ascomycota, Eurotiomycetes, Chaetothyriales, Herpotrichiellaceae. The transcript has 2 exons. The record is from RefSeq and is a predicted model, not a curated record.
AUGAUGUUGACAUUCUUGUCCUCAUCACUUUACCUGGCUUUGCUUUGCACUCCCAACUUUGCUUCAGCCUCGCCGCAUAACAAAGUCCAGGGCCCAACCAUCAAAUGGCAUAGUUGCAACGAGGACUAUAGCUUUCCUUCAGACUUCCAGUGCACCGAGCUUGAGGUUCCGGUGGACUGGAAGUACCCCAAAGGGCCGAAAAUUAGGCUUUUCAUGAACAAGGCUCCGGCUAUAAACCUAGAGGAGCGUAUUGGAAGUCUCGUCCUGAACCCUGGCGGACCGGGCGGAGCUGGAAGUACGUUCCUAGCCAACUUUGCCUAUAACAAUGUAUCGGGCAGCAGUGUGUAUCUGCGAGAAUACUUCGACCUAAUUGGUCCAGAUCCUCGAGGCACUGGUUUGAGUGCUCCAAUCAAGUGCGACCCUGGCCUUUGGAACCAGCGUGUAUCGAAACAGCCCAGAACCGAAGCAGCCUUCGACAGUAUGGUUGCGCACUGGCGCGAGCUUGGUCUGGAUUGUAUGAAACGGACGGGUGCAAGUUUCAACUACUCUGACACGAUCAGUGCCGCUCACGAUCUAGAGGCAAUACGCCUUGCUCUAGGUGAGGGUGGUCUCAACUACCUUGGGUUUUCAUAUGGAACGCAACUUGGCUCUCAAUACGCCGAGAUCUUCCCGUCUAACAUACGGUCAAUGGUGCUCGACGGUGCGACCGACCACUCUUUCAAAAAGACCAGCUUCCCAGCGGUGGAAGUAAAAGACUACGAGAUCGUCCUCGAUCACUUCGUUGAGUGGGCGAGUACAAACGAGAACUCAGUGUUGAAAGGACUCAACGUCUCGGCAAUGGUUGAUGACGUGUUUGCGAAAGCUGAAGAGGCGCCCAUCCCCGCCCCAGGGUGCAAACAAGAUUCGUCGUCAAGCAGUCCAUGCCGACCGAAUGUGAGUGGCGAAGAGAUGAAGACAAUCACCCAAGAGUAUAUACUCCAACAAAGCACCUGGGGGCUACUCGCCGAAGGUGUGAAGGAGGCUCAUCAGGGCAAUGCGACGCUCCUUUCCAAACCAUGGUAUACGGCUUCUUCGAGUACGGACUUCUCACAAAGCGCCAUCUCGUGUCAGGACUGGAUGUGGAACAGCAGCUGGGCCGAGUGGACCAAUCGACAGGAUUUGCUACGCAGUGUAUCACCUCGCCUUCAGGGCGUCAGUGAAGUUACCGCAGCGCAAGCAGUCUGCCUAGGCUGGCCGUCUCCGGUUGUCAACCCUGAAAAGCCGCUGAAUGUUACCGGUGUGUCGACAAACAUCCUUGUGGUCAAUGCCCUGUUUGACCCCGAAACUCCGUACGAGAUGGCUGUCAACCUCCAGACCGAAAUCGAAGGUUCUGUCCUCCUUACCCGGAGAGGGGACGGCCACACUUCCUACGGGUUACAUGGAGACACUCAGCGUGCUAUAGACAACUACUUGGUGAAUCUGACACUGCCAGGUGUCGGUACUAUCUAUGAUACAUGA